AUGCAGCUGGUCAACUUUGUGUCAACCAUAAUAUGGGUUGCUUCGGGGCACCAUGCAGCUGUCAACUUUGGGCAAUAUGCCUACGCAGGUUACUUCCCAAACAGGCCUACUAUUACUAGGACAAAGAUGCCUUCAGAAUAUAUUAAUACAGAUCCAGACAAUUGGAACAAGUUUAUUGCAAGUCCUGAGACUACGCUCCUCGAAUGCUUCCCAUUAAUGCAACAGGCAGCUAAAGUUAUGGCACUUUUGGAUGUACUUUCAAGACACUCAAGCGAAGAGGAAUAUAUAGGCCAAAAUAAAGAGCCAUCUUGGGAGGCAGAAGAAGUGAUAAAAAUAGCUUAUAGAGAAUUUCAAGCUGGUUUAGAUACACUCGAACAUGAUAUUACAGACAGGAAUGAAGAUAAAAAUCUAAAGCAUCUAUAUGGAGCUGGUGUUGUACCUUAUGAUUUGUUGAGGCCUAAAUCCGAUGUUGGGGUCACUGGUAGGGGAGUUCCAAACACCAUCUCCAUCUGAGUUCAAUUGGAUUCGUAUUUUAUUUUUGUUAAUAUCUAACACUCGGGUGGACCUUAUGGAGAAAAUA
This is a messenger RNA of Chenopodium quinoa (quinoa), 580 nucleotides long. Its product is annotated as linoleate 13S-lipoxygenase 2-1, chloroplastic-like. The transcript has a single exon. Gene Ontology annotation, molecular function: metal ion binding; oxidoreductase activity, acting on single donors with incorporation of molecular oxygen, incorporation of two atoms of oxygen. Gene Ontology annotation, biological process: lipid oxidation. Bases 1 to 513 code for a protein of 170 amino acids. Lineage: Eukaryota; Viridiplantae; Streptophyta; Magnoliopsida; Caryophyllales; Amaranthaceae. The record is from RefSeq and is a predicted model, not a curated record.